CAUAUUUAAAUGGUUUCCACCCUCUGCGUCGCCUACAACACAUCGAUUUGCUUCGUCAAAGAGCAGAAGUGAAGACUGACUUCUUUCAAGUACUGAAGUUGACGCCGAGUUAAUUGAGCGAAGCAAUAAUGGCCCACUCAAAUCAAGAUGGCGAAAUUGUACCUGAUGAUGGAUGGUCAUCCAUGCAUAAUCGUGUGAAUUCCUUCCAGCACUUCCCCCGUUCUGAAGAAUUUCCAGCCGAGCGACUGGCCCGGGCAGGCUUUUAUUUUACAGGUCAGGCGGACAAGGUGCACUGUUUCAGCUGCCAUGCGACAGUGGAGGACUGGAACAAAGGGGACACCCCACUGAAUAGACAUCAGCAAGCGUCUCCCGACUGCACGUUCCUCAACUAUGCUCACGGCUUGAAAACCUCCGACUUAAUUCAAAGCCCUGUUUACGACGAAGAGGCCGAAUCCAGGGAGUUCCAGCUCCGCACGGGAGAAGUGGUGGAUCAGACUAUUUAUCCCAAGGUGCCACACAUGAAGAGCGAGGAAGCUCGGCUGAAUACUUUUAGUGACUGGCCGGCAGAUGCUCCAGUUCAACCCGAAGACCUGGCAGAAGCAGGGAUGUAUUACUUAAGGACAGAUGACAUGGUGCAGUGCUUCUGUUGUGGGGUGCAGCUGACAGGAUGGGAGCCAGGCGAUGAUGCCUGGGGUGAACAUGCAAAGGUCUACCCAAACUGCUUCUUCAUCUUGGGACACGAUGUGGGCAAUGUGCCGCUGCCAACACGUAGACCCAGGGUGAAUGGGCAAAGAGCCUCUGUGGAGACUUUUGAGGGGCGUCUUGAAAGUUUCAGAGGCAGACAACAUCCCAUAGACCCCGAGAGACUGGCCAGAGCUGGUUUCCACAGCACAGGAGAACAGGACCAUGUGCUCUGCUUUAGAUGUGGAGGAGGACUGAAGCUCUGUAGGCCUGAUGAAGACCCUUGGGAGGAGCAUGCCAGGGACUAUCCGGGCUGCAGUUUCCUUCUGGCAGAAAAAGGAGAAGAAUAUGUCAACAGCGUGCAGCUGAGAAAUCCAAAAGGAGACCAUUCAAGAUCAAGUCAGAAUGGCUUUACAAGUCAUGAGCAUGCAACACCGAAAGUCUUGCAGUCAGAGAUUGCACAAAAGGCUGUAGAUAUGGGUUUUGACCACAUCAAAGUGGAGCGCACCAUUCUGCAGAAAUUACGUCAGAACACAGAGGGCUAUGCUUCAGUAGAAGCCCUUAUUGAAGACAUCAGUGCACAGGAGAGUGCUAGUACCAUGCCCGAGAAAGCUGAGGACCCCAUGACGAAACUUGAGAAACUCCAGAGGGAGAAACUCUGUAAAGUCUGCAUGGACAGUGACAUUAACAUGGUCUUCAUUCCCUGUGGACACCUGGUCACUUGUCAGAAAUGUUCAGAAUCCCUGAACAAGUGUCCCAUCUGCUGUGCCGCAAUCACACAGAAGAUAAAGACAUACAAUGCCUAAAAGACAAAGAAACCAGCACUCCAAAAGAAACACUGAUGUUUAUUGAAAGUUUCAGAAUGUAAUCAUUUCCAAAAUUGCACAUAGAUGUGUAAAAUAAGCUGUGUUUAUAUAUAUAUGUAUAUGUAGGCAUACAUAUGUAGAUGUGCUAACUUGUAUAAAAUUGUAUUUUUUCAUUAAGAACUCAAAAUAACAAGCUGUACAUUCUCAUGUGUUUGCUUUUGAUGAAGGCAGGGACACGCUACAUAAUUUAACUUGGAAUAUAUUGCAGGAAAGACAUCAUUUUUAUAUAUACUUUUUCAUACCCCUCAAAUAGCUGCUUCCCUCAAAUACACAGCCUCCGAUUGAUGUUAAUUACUCUAGUGCCUUUAUGUAGACUACUUUUUAUAAACAUUACCAUUGUAAUUUAGCAAUCAUGUUUUACAGUGUACCUUAUAUUUGAUAUUUUAUUUAUUAUAAAAUAAUAAUUGCUUGACACUUUUAAUCAUGUUCAAGUUUGAUUAAACUUCACCAGUCCAAACUCCUUUGUCUUC
Sinocyclocheilus grahami is the source of this 2017-nucleotide messenger RNA. RefSeq names its product E3 ubiquitin-protein ligase XIAP-like. The record is from RefSeq and is a predicted model, not a curated record. Gene Ontology annotation, biological process: positive regulation of canonical Wnt signaling pathway; negative regulation of apoptotic process; positive regulation of protein ubiquitination. The coding region runs from base 129 to 1487 and encodes 452 amino acids. Gene Ontology annotation, cellular component: nucleus; cytoplasm. The transcript is spliced from 7 exons. Gene Ontology annotation, molecular function: cysteine-type endopeptidase inhibitor activity involved in apoptotic process; ubiquitin protein ligase activity. Lineage: Eukaryota; Metazoa; Chordata; Actinopteri; Cypriniformes; Cyprinidae.